AUGCGCGUCUGUUUCGACACCCUCUGCUUUGGAUCGUCACAGCGAGCAGCUGGUGACGAUGAGCCGAGGGCCGUAGUAAAUACAGGAGGAGGAGCGCUAACUGUGGCGCCCACCGUAAACGGUGAUAGACGAGCAUUAGACGAAACGUAUCGAGAGGAAUUAAACGGUAUAAUGGGGACUCCUACGAUGAAUUUGGAUUCAGAGAAUUGUGUUUCUAACGCAGCGACUAGCGAAAUGCAACCGCUAGUCGAGAGAAUUAGAGAGUUGGAGGCGUUGUUGAAGCAACGCGAUCAGGAAAUGUUGGAACUGCGAUCGCAAUUGGACAAAUUGCAGAGCGUGUUUCCCUACCAGCAAUAUGCAAGGGGAUCAAGAGGUCCCAGGAAGCAGAGAGCCCAAGGUAUCUCAGCUGAACCGCAGACCAGCUCAUCUCUUCAGGACCUGGCUCACCAAACGUUCCCGAUCUACGAUAAGAGUGAAGCGUAA
Danaus chrysippus (African queen) is the source of this 483-nucleotide messenger RNA. The record is from the annotation of a GenBank genome assembly. NCBI's taxonomy places the organism in Eukaryota, Metazoa, Arthropoda, Insecta, Lepidoptera, Nymphalidae.